GCAUGAAUUAAACACAGCCAAGGGAAGACCCAAGUCUCAUACUUCUCUUGCAUAUUCCAAAGUUCCAGGGAAAUUCCAGGUGAUAGAGGUUAUUUCCCAUACUUUUAAAGCAAGGUUGCAGACACUUGGGAAUUUUGGUCCCAGUACUCUAGGAGGGCACACCUUUGUCCUGGAAAAUCAUACAGGAAUGAAUACUCUUCCCGUGACUCAUUCUGCUCAUUUUUCCGGCAUCACAAAAACCAAAAAAUAGAAAUAUGGCCAAACACAUGAUUUGCUAUCCCUCUUCUUCAGGUUUCUUACCUGUUACUUACGGAUAAUGGCAUCACCUUAAGGAUUAUGAAGAAGAUACAAUGUCCAAAUAUGAGCACAGUUUUGAACAAAAUGCCUUGUACGAAUUGGUCAAUGAAUAAUUACUAAAUAAUUAUGUGAAUAUUUGCUGAAUUAUAUGGAUCCUAUGAAUAAUUACUGAAUAAUUAUUGUUAUUGCUUUUAUUGGCAGGGCUGAAAACUCAUCCCUGUGUGACCUCAUGUAAGCCAUGUAACUUUGUGAACCUGCAGUUUUAUCAUACUUGACAGAUUUUCAUUCUGACACAGAAUGUCAGCACUCCCAGACCCCAGAAAAUGCAUUGACUUAAAGCCUUUGACGCAUCUCAAAGCAGUGUCCUUACAGUGUCAUUGGAGGAUGGUGUGGGCUGCAGAGACAGAUGCUUUCAAAUGCGAUUGAUCCAGUCCUCCUUCUUGCACUUCCACAUGAAUGCUGGGCAGCCCAGGGUCACACCCACUGCACCCUCAACUCAGACCGUUACCUGGCACGCUGGCGACAAUCUCCCUCACUCUUGUUAGAGUCUGAGCUACGGGCAGUGCCUUCAGCUCUGAGCUAAGGUACCUCGAACCUUGUUUUUGUGGUUAAGGAUCCUAAAGCGCUCUGCGGAGUGAUCACGUUUUUCUCAACAGUAAUCCCUGGCUCCACCUCUUCUGCCACAAACUUCAGCAUGGUGGUAUCUGCCGGCCUUUGGUCCAGUGAGAAGGCAGAGAUGAACAUUCUAGAAAUCAAUGAGAAAUUGCGCCCCCAGCUGGCAGAGAACAAACAGCAGUUCAGAAACAUUAAAGAGAAAUUUCUUGUAACUCAAGUGGCCUACUUCCUGGCCAACCGGCAGAAUAAAUACAAGUAUGAAGAGUGCAAAGACCUCCUAAAAUCUAUGCUGAGGGAUGAGCUGCAGGUCAAGGGGGAGAAGCUUGCAGAGCAGCUCAAGGAAGCUGAGGAGCUCAGGCAACAUAAAGUCCUGGUUCACUCUCAGGCACGAGAGCUGGCCCGGUUAAGGGAGAGGUUACGGGAAGGGAGAGAUGCCUCCCGCUUAUUGACUCAGCAUCUCCAGGCCCUCCUCACUCCGGAUGAGCCAGAUAAGUCCCAGCGGCAGGACCUCCGAGAACAGCUGGCUGAGGGGUGUAGGCUGGCACGGCACCUCGUCCACAAGCUCAGCCUAGAAAAUGACGAGGAUGAAAAUGAUAAAGCUGAGGAGGUUGAUAAAGUACAGGAAUCACCUGUCCCCAGGGAGGCACAGAAGGCUGAAGAAAAGGAAGUCCCUGAAGACUCACUGGAGGAAUGUGUCAUCAGUUGUUCAAAUAGCUAUGGCCCUUCUAACUCCAACCCUCCUUACAGGAACACAAAAAUCACAUUUGAGGAAGACAAAGCCACCUCAACUCUGAUUGUAGAUGGUGAAUCCUCUCAAGAUGAAUGGCAGGAUGCUCUAAACAUUCUCCCAGAACAUCAAAAUGAUCAUGAGGAAGAGGAAGGGAAAGCGCCAGUGUCCCCCAGUCACCAUGAUAUGUCCCAAUCUUACCAGCCUUGCGAAGGCACCUUCUUGGCACUGGACGAACAGAAAGUUUGCUCUGCUCAGGAUGUAGCCAGCGAACACUCCAAUUCCAAAGGGGAGGAAACCCCACUUGGUUUCCCAGAAAAGCAACUUGGUCUUGAAGAGGUGAAAAGACAAGAAACGAUUGCUCCCAGGCUCAGCAGGGAACCGCUGAGGGUGGACAAGCAUGAAGUCCCCUGGGAGUUACAGGAUGGAUGUUAUUUGAUUGCUUCUGUUCUCCCUGACCUGACUCACUCCUGCCAGCCUUAUAGAAGAACUUUGUAUUCUUUUGAAGAAAAGCAAGUCAGCUCGGCUCUUGUAGACAAAAUUAACAAGGAUCAAGAGGAGUUAGUAGACCAAGACCCGCCAUGCUGCAGACUGAGGCAGGAGCUGCUAGAGGUGGAGGAGCAGGAGGUCCCAGAGAACUCCCUGGACGAAGUUUACUUGACUCCUUCCGUUCCCCAUGACCUGUGUGACUGCCACCAGGCUUAUAGCGGCACUUUGUACUCACUGGAGGAUCAGCUCGCCUGCUCUGCUCUAGAUAUAGCCUCUCCCACCCAGGCAGCUUGUCCCCACGGGCCUUGGAGUGGAGACAUCAACCACCACCUGUCAGAGGUGGAGGCUUCACAGGCACAGCCAGAGCCGAGAACCCUGGUGCCCAGUUGUCUGCGACUGAAACUGGAUCAAGGGUUUGACUGUGGCUAUGGCUUAGCCAGGCGGGGCGUUUCCUCCACCACCUGCAGCUUCACAGCCAACGCUGAUCCUGGGAAGCAAUGGCCCUUCCAAGAGCUGGGUUUAGAGCCUUCCCUUGGAAUGAAGAACCCUCCCCAGCUGGAAGGUGAUGCUCUUGAAGGCUCAGCUGACAACACACAUGGGCAUCAAAUCAUUGGCCACAUUCAUGCCUCAAGUGUCCUAAAACCAAAGAUGAUCAAAAGAAAACUGCUGUUCAGCAAGUGGAGACUGGCAUGCAGAUUCCCUUGCCUGCAAGCCUAG
Molecule: messenger RNA, 2845 nt
Organism: Piliocolobus tephrosceles (Ugandan red Colobus)
Lineage: Eukaryota; Metazoa; Chordata; Mammalia; Primates; Cercopithecidae
Product: neuroblastoma breakpoint family member 4-like
Exons: 15
Coding region: 992-2845 (617 amino acids)
Source: RefSeq, a predicted model, not a curated record